Molecule: messenger RNA, 8720 nt
Organism: Pocillopora meandrina
Lineage: Eukaryota; Metazoa; Cnidaria; Anthozoa; Scleractinia; Pocilloporidae
Source: the annotation of a GenBank genome assembly
CACGUGGGAGCUAUACCAACAUGGCAGCCGAAUUAUGUGGCAAUUCUUGAACCCCAAACGGAAUUCGAAGUUAAUUUCUACGUUUUCAUUAUGGGGAAAGACAAGAAGGGUAAAAAACGUUCGACCGGCUUGACAGAAGAUAUCCUUGAAUCAAAAAGUGUUAGACCUUCAGGAAGAACGAAACAACGAAAGGAUAGACAGGGAGAAUCGGAAGACACGGUAAGAUAAGAUAUUUUUGAAUUGAUUGUGAAAUUCGGUUCUCUUUUCAGUGAAAGCACUAUUAACUUUGACUAUUUAGCGUAAGGGUGGAAAGAUUUUUGACUGCACUUGUAAGUAGCAUUUCCAGAAGGUCAUAAAAUUGUUUACACAAAGUAAGGCUUGCGUGUUUGUCGUGUGCUAUACUGUAUAUAUUUACGUAUCAGCGAGAAUGAAUUUGUAUCAACAAUCGUGGUAUUCUCACUUUUUCUUAGGAUAGGCCUGAGGUUUUUUCUUUUAAUUAUACCCAUAUCCGCAGUUGAUAUGAGCAUUACCGAGACGUUUUUGGUUUGAAUUUGUCUAUCGUCAGCCCGUGCAAGGCUCCUUGAGCAUGUUGGUGGACUCAAGUGAAAGAGUGAGCAAAACUAGCAAGCAAGCAGACACGGGAUUUGGGCUUGUUUUAGAAACAGCUGUGUUGUAUUUUUCUUCGUGCUUCGGCUUUUUGUAAAAGUACCAUUUUUCGUGUGCUCACAUUUAAACUUAUCUUUAGUGACUGCGAGCCUUUAACAGUCUACUUCCUUAUGUUUUGUGAUGUUAUUGAUUUUGACAUUGAUUUUGACAUUGAUUUUUUAUACAAUAUUUAAUUUGAAAUGUGUCUUUAAUGUAUGAACCAUAGUCUUUUGUAUGUCAACAGUUUGUUGAAGAAAAGCUAUCAAGAAAAAUUCUAGAACAGGCAAGAAAGCAACAAGAUGAAUUGGAAGCAGAGUUUGGUGUGGCUUCUGGCUCAAACAAAUCAUUAAAGACAGCACAAACACGUCUAGGUCCACCUGAGUUACAAAAUUUGGAUGCAGACGAGUUGGAAUCAGAUGAAGAUGAUGCAGCAUCAGUUGCUAGUGAACAGUUCUAUGAAAACAUUGUGAGUUAUUGUUAUCCCUUUUUGAUUCUAUGAUUAUGGUGAUCAAUAAUUUGCAUUUAUGUAGCAGUCACUUCUGUAGAUCUUGAUGUUUCAACUGUAUGCCACUAGUCUUCUCUAGAUGAUCAGGUUGAAUAGAUAUACAUCACCUCCUAAUAGGUUGAUCAAUUUGAAGCUUAAACACCCAACAACCAACAAAAUGAUUAGCUCCCAGUUGGCUUGUUACAGUAGUUCAUGUUGGAGCUUUGAACUGAUAGGUGUGUAAAGUAUAAUGCUCUGCUGUGAUCCUUGUUGAGUAGCUGAGAUUUGCUUCUCUGUGCUUUACAGGAAGUUGAUGAAGAAGAUGAACAAGCAUUUGAAGUAUUUAUGUCAAAAGAUACACCAGCUAGGAGAACUCUGGCUGAUGUGAUCAUGGAAAAAAUUCGAGACAAGAAGACAGAAAUAGAAAGUCAAAUGUCAGGUUUGAGAUGAAGAUCUUCUACAGUAUUUACUAGGAAAGACUCAUCUCAUGGGUUUUUUUAUUUAUUAUUAUAAUUACUCCCCAAGAUGUAGGAAGGAUUAGAUAUUAAUUCUUUGCACUGGCUGCCAUAUAUUUCUUUAAAUUUUAUAACUUGGGAUUUAAUGCGAAAUUAAAUUAUAUCCCCUUGCUGAUAUUUUCUCACUUCUUAUCACCUUUCUACCUGAAAAUAUAUGGAUGGAGAAAUUCAUUUUUAUCACUCCAGAUAUUGAGAGGCUCAUUGGAUCAAAUAAUGGGUUUAACUUACUUGAAAAUUGGAUUUUAUUUUUUAUUCAUUUUUGUCACAGAAAGAUCUACAGCUCCACAGAUGGAUGAGCGGCUUGUUGAAGUUUUCAAAGGGUAUGUAACUAAGGAGCAUGUAGCUGUGCUUUUAUGUGGAAAUUUAAGAAGGAUCCAUCUUCACUUGACACAAAUAUAUGCCACUACUAAUUUUCUUUUUAACUUAGUUGAACAGUUGUUCAAGGUUUUUUUUUUGUCUAGGUGGAGAAUCUGAGGUCAUUGUGUUAUUAAUGUGAAAUGAUACUUAAAAAACCAAAACCUGGACAUUUGAGAAAAUCUCAAUAUACAAAUUCGUAGAAGAUUUGGUUGAUAUUAUGAAGCUAAAUUUUCCAAAUCUAAAUGUUGUCAAUCCUCCUUCAGAAUCAAAAGUAAUAAGAUUAUUAUAAAAACAAGGAGAGUCUGAAUUACUUCAAAUUAAAAGUAAAUUAAUGUUUGAUGUGUUUAUAGUGUUGGACAAAUCUUGGCUAAAUACCGAUCUGGGAAGUUGCCAAAGGCUUUUAAAGUUAUUCCAUCUCUCUCAAAUUGGGAGGAGGUAAGUUUAAAACAAGGAUCCAGUACAUUAUUUCAUUUUUCAAUGCCUCAACAGGGAUUUGACCCUUUAACUACCAUGAGUGACCAAGAUAGAAUUCUCCUCACAAUUUCUAUACAAUAUCACGCAGAAAAGUGAUGAGAAUAAAGAGAAAUAUAAAUUAGGGGAUUAUUAGUUGAUCCAAUAACAAAUUCUCAGAACUAAAAUCGUAAGAAUUGUGGCGGUCAUUUAGGAGAAUUAGUAAUGAGAUCUUGGGUGUGAAAGGGUUAAUGUUCAGAGCAUAGUCCUAGCCCUCUUCUCUGCCAUUCAUUUGACCAGGUGCCUUACCCCUCUCUCUAGUGAAACCCCUACCUUGAAAGAAUUGAGGAUACUUUAAGGUACAUAUACUGUUAACUGUUCAGGUGCUGUAUAUAACAGAACCAGAGAGGUGGACUGCAGCAGCCAUGUUUCAAGCAACAAGGACAUUUGUGUCAAAUCUCAAUGUUAAGAUGGCUCAGAGGUUUGUUUUAAUGCCAUGAAGAUACUAACAAUGAUUUAAUUUAAAGUUUUUUUUGUGCUGCUUAAUGUUAUGAAGCACAUGCAAGUUUUUCACAUUUGGGCCUCAACAACUAAUUGAAAAGUUUGAGAGAGUAUUGUGUUAAAGGAAUGAUGUUUUACACAAGCUUUUAGAAUGCGUAUAUGUGUUCUGUUUAUUGGGGGAUUUUGGGUGGAGUUGAGGGAAGAGGUGAUUUCUUGUUGUUUUUUAAUCAUUUAGGAGUAAAAUUUGUUUUUUGUAAAUUGAUUUUCGACAAUUAAAGUUGCCAAUUUAUAUUAGAAAAAUCGUUUUGAAUCACAGUGAACAUGUAUUUUGUCCAUUCUACUGCUAGAUUCUUCAACUUAGUGUUAUUACCAAGAGUGAGAGAUGACAUUACAGAGUACAAACGACUCAACUACCAUUUGUACAUGGUAAGAACAUCUGAUAUGAAUAUUUUAAUCAGUUAACCAUUGAUACAAUGUCAAUUAACCUUCUCUCUGUCUUUUCCAGGCUUUAAAGAAGGCAUUAUUCAAACCUGCAGCUUUCUUCAAAGGAAUUUUAUUACCCCUGUGUGAGGUGAAAUGAGUGUAAAUUUUGUGAAUUUUGUUUGUAGCCUUUAAUCUGCACAAAAUUAUGUCUCUUGGAAAAAAAACAACAACAACAGUAAUCCCUCAAUCUAUUGAGCUCUCAGGCAAAUGGAGAAGGAAAUAUUUUGCAAGCAAACAAAGUGUCACUUUGUAUUCUUAGCAGUCGUAAAAACUAGUUCCCAGAAGAAAUUUCAGUCAUCUCAAACUACAAAAAUUAUUCCCACAAAAGACAAAGAGACACACUUCAUUAUUCUGCAAUUGUUACUUUUCACAUCAGAGGCUUGGGUAUCAAGUACAUCAGAUUGUAGGAAUUAUGUGCCUAGGGUUGUGCUGCUGGUGAACUCAUGACAAUUCGCUGAUUAUUUUAAAUUUAAGUGGCUUGAAUUAAUUCAGUAUACAGCUUGAUAACAGUCUCCUCCGCAGCAGUUGUCAUGUCUAGCCGCACAAAAAAAAAAAACAAAAAAAAAAAAACAUGAGGAGAAAUCUUACCUCUCGCGUAUUCUUCGCGUAUUUCUCGCGUAUUCUUCGCGUAUUCCUCGCGUAUUCUUCGCGUAUUCCUCGCGUAUUCCUCGCGCUUUCCCGGGUCGUGCUUGCCUCAAAAACGCAAUAGAGUGGCGCAAGUGGUGCAGAGUACACAAGACCAAAAGUUUACUGCGAAGGAUACUGGAUAGAAUAAUUUAGCAAGAUUGUUCUUCUGAGUGAUAUGUAUCAGAUAGUCUGAGGAGGAGGGAAAUGCAACAAACUACGGUGACGUUUUGAAAUAUUUUUUGUUGCUUUUUAGUCACGAACAUGUACCUUGCGAGAGGCAAUCAUCAUAGGAAGUUUGAUCUCCAAGACUAGUAUACCAGUUUUACACUCCAGUGCUGCUAUGUUGAAAAUUGCUGAAAUGGAUUAUUCAGGUAACUUUUCUUCUUCCUGUUUGUUUUUAUUUCUCAUAAUAAAUAAGGUUAAAUGAGUGUAGCCUUACAAUUUGUUCACCCGCACACAUGUUUCAAGACAGUCUAAAGUUAGGCUUGAUCAGCCGCUUCUCAAGAAAUGAGCCCACGCUCUUCCUCCAAAUUCCCUCUCUCAGGGAUCGGAAAGGCGGAAGUCUAUUCGAAGUUGAAGUGAACUGUACAUUUUUAUACGUGCAUCUGUUUUAAUGAUACGUUAUCCAUGGUCUGAUUUGCUUGAUUAUAUUUUUCGCUAGGUGCAAACAGUAUUUUUUUGCGACACUUUUUUGACAAGAAAUACGCGUUACCCUACAGAGUGAUUGAUGCUGUCGUUUAUCACUUUUUACGGUGAGUAGUGCGGUCGGAGACUUAAAUUAACGUAAUAAGGUCUUAUAUUAGUGGGUCGUUAGCAGAGCCUAUUCCACCCAAAACGAUUACUGUAGCUUAACUUUGAGGCAUAUAUAGAAUUUAAAAUAUAACAAUUUCAAAAUGUCUCCGAGAUUCACCCCUAGGGCUUCAAACGAGGCAGCAGAAAGGGUGUGUAGCGUAGGGAUCCUACGACAGCGGAAGGAGAGCAGGAUGGUUUGAUUCGACCGUUUUCAUACUCGUGGGGAAUAAAUACAUUUAGGGAAAGCCCAUUCACCUUGUUAAGCUCUUGCUUAGCUUUGCGUCAUUGAUAAGAGGGAGUUAAAUUUAUUGCAUUUUCAUUUCAACCCAGGUUCUUAUCUGAUAAGCGUAUUCUUCCAGUCCUAUGGCAUCAAAGUUUAUUGACAUUUGUUCAGAGGUAACUUUGGUGUAUUAUUAAAAUUUUCUUCGUUAUGUUAAGCUUUUAACUGAUUGUGAACGUUUUAUUUAAAGCGUUAGUGUUACUCUUGAUGUUUUACUUUGUCGUCGAUCGUAAUGGUGACGACCAAUAGGAGACCUCCUUUAGGAACAGUGGAACUCCGUUAACUGCUAACUGUCCUCGCAGUGGAUUUUCUUAACUUGUGAGGGGGGAGGGUAGAGGAGCUUAGGCGCACGUUGAAGAGGUUCAGAAGGAUUUAUUUUUAAGACUUUUUUUUACGUGACGUUGAAUCUUACUAUACCGUAUAUACUCAAUUAAAAGCCGCGGCGUUUUGAAAUAUUUAAGCCUUACACAUCAUAUUUCUUGAUACUGAGACCAGUUAGAUCCAUCAGUAACGGUAAAUCAUUUGGCCAGCUACAAUCAAUCGUUUGCAAGUACUAUAAUUUUUGUUUAGCUCUCGUGGCUUGCUCUUUUGCUAAGAUAGAUUCUCGAUGGCCUGGUUUGUGAUUUGUACACGUAAAAUUGUAAUUAUUGUUUAGAUUACCGAUUAAGGGUUGGAAGUAAAUUUGGUUUCUAAUAAUUCUUUUCUUAACUCCGCAUUGUUCAAAUUGAGUGCAGUUUUUAUUCAAGAACGGUAUCUACGGGUGAUUCUGCUUCCAUCUGCGGUGUCCAUCCGGAGACGGCUUUCAAUUCAAUAAAUACUCUACGGUUUGCUUUAGUGGACCGGGAAGAAAUCACCAUACAUGUAAGACUGUAUCAAAGAAGAGCGCGGAUGGUUUGGGACAGAGAAGAUUAAAACGGAUUUAUCGCUCGCACCACAGAUUAAUAAAAGGUGUUGCAUAUGUUGCAGGUAUAAAGAGGAUGUAUCCAGUGAACAGAAAGACGCUUUGAUGGAAUUAUGUAGAGCGCAGGUCCAUGAUCAGGUAAACCGAGUGUGUUUUUUGUUCUUUGUCCUUCUCCGAUUGUUUUCGGCCUUUUAGUUUUAGCCAGAACUAGACCUGGUUUUGGAUCAGUAUCAGUAUCUGGGCAACUGCCCACCUACCCCUCCCCUAACCCAACAACAGUCAAUGUUGGGUUAGGGGAGGGGUAGGUGGGCAGUUGCCCAGAUACUGAUAUUGAUCCCUGAUUUUUUACUAAACGUGGUCUGCCCUCGGUCGGUUGGUAGCUAAAUUUUUAGGGAUAGUCGCCAAAUCUGUGUUCGGCAAACAACUGGUUUGUUAACUUUUUAAUUUUUUCAGUAAUUUUCAUAAUCUGCGCUUAAAAAAGGAUAUACAUUUGCAUGGAAUAUCAUCGGUUCCCCGUUGUUGCAUCUUUCUCCUCGUUUUAUGACAUACGAUUGCCGGCACUGUCCUCUAAAAUUUUAUUUUUGCAAUCAUUUUCGAAUUCCCCAGCGAAUAGCAACUUUGGAAAACCUUAAGCUUGAAGCACUGCAAAGAGUAAUGUAAUGUUCCUGAAGUAACGAUGCUCAUACAUGUAUUGAAAGACCUGUGUUUGAUCGCUUUCAACUCAUUGAGAUUCUUUCUCUUUCGUAGAUUACCCCUGAAGUUCGUCGAGAGUUGAGCCACUCCAAGUCAAGGGAUGCAGAAAUAGAGCCCAUGGAUGUUUAAAAGACAAUUCUUCUCUACAUUAAUUGUUUACUCCUUAGCUGCAGAACUAAUUGGAAUUUCCAGAAAUGGAACUACCGUCGAAUAGACUGCCCAGAGCACAUGAUUAUCCAAAAAACUGGAAUUAACCCCAAGGGUUUUGUUAUGGCGCAGAACGCUUGACAUUUAAACAAGCCAAAGUGGUUGUUAGCAACAAUUUGUGCUGCAAAAAUGGGUCAUCGUACAUUUUAUCUCUUUCUUAAAUGUUUAUGCAAACUAUUGGUUUUGCAGCGAAUAAGUGGUGAUAAAACGGAUCUUUGCCGGAAUUGUCUCGACCAUGUGGGUAUAACAAGUCUACGAGGGUCUACGAAAUCGCUGUUUUCGUGCAUCUUUGGAAUUUCGUUAACUCUCCAACUUUUGUGAUCAAUUCAAAGAGGAGAUACGAAUACUUGUACGUGAGAAUGUUUCUAGCUUACCUAUGGAACGAUUCAAAAGAGAGUUUGCCACUUUCACGACCUGCAAAUAGCUCUUUUGCAACCAACGAAUAACUACAGGUCACAGACUGAGAGCUUUGAAGUUAGAUGAUACUUUGAAAAUCCGUCCAAAGAUAAACGAGCUCAGAGUGCCUCUUUGAGUUAGUUUUUUUCUAUUAAAAAAAGUAACUCUAUGUUAGCGUGUAGAGUGGUAUGUUGCCCGCACCGAUCAGAUCGCCGCAUUUGGGUAUGUAUCUCGCACCAAUCAGAUUGCCGCAUUAGGGUAUGUAUCUUGCACCAAUCAUAUCACAGCAUUCACAUCACACACAGAGGGCAAAGUCCAGAUGGGCAAUAACCAAUCAAGGAGCACUCUUUGAAAUAUUAUCCUUUCUCGUGUGCAAUGUAUCUUCACUUGAGAUCGCAAUAUAUCUUUGGUUGGGGGUCUAUUAGAGAUACAACAGAGUUUUAGUUGCUUUUCGUGGUAAAAUUACUUGGAAUUAUACUUUUAAAGCAACUUAUUGUUGACAAAUAAUUUUGAUAUGCUCUCUGUUAGAGGAACAGGAGUAAGCGUAGUCCCUUUCGCAACCGUUAUUUGGUCUCAACACUCCACGCGCUCUCUCUUCAACGGGGAAUAUUAGACACUUAAUACACUUCGUCUCGGGAUACAUCUGGACUCUUGAGAAAACAAAACUGUUUCCCACGCGACCAUACAUUAAGUGCUUUGUUAUGUAUUUAAAAUUUUCCUUAAACAAUCAUAUGGCGAAAACAUACUGUUGUAUUCGGCGCGCGGGCAACAUCUGCGCAAUUGUAUCCCAAUCACGACACAUUUGAAUUUGAUUAGGGCACGUGACCAAAAAUUAACCAAUCACAGUGCUCGUUUUGUUGAGUAAAAGUCUGGGUUUAUAACAAAUGGCAUUGUGUGAGGAGACCAAACAACAGCUGCGAGGGAAAGACCAUUAAGCGAGGCACCGAUGCGUUUGAUUUUUGCUCAGAAGUAUUAAGACAACAGACCACAAAAUACCUGUGUGAGUUCAGAUAAAUUUGGUUUUUUUUUAUUCUCUCAAGGUAAAGUAAUGCGAUAUUUUCGUCCGUUUGAAAGUUACACAAAGUGUUCCAUCUUAACUCGCUCAACCAAAAAAAAUAACUCGGGCAUGCUACGCAUGCUUAUGUUUACUAGAUGUUACUUUACUAUAACAUGCAGGACUGGCAUCUUUAAAAUAAAAUAAAUACGGUGGCUUAAAUUCGUUGUUCGUUGGGUUUUUUUUUCCCCAUACAGGUUCUUUUUCCUCCUCUUUGUCAUAUUUCUUAGCCUCUUGAUUUUCUGCUCCGUCUUCAUAACGAUUUUAAGUUACAACAUACGCAUGUGUCAGGAUGGGAAAGAGAGGAAGAACUUAAGAAGUCUCUUCGAAUGAGU